Molecule: messenger RNA, 2303 nt
Organism: Marasmius oreades (fairy-ring Marasmius)
Lineage: Eukaryota; Fungi; Basidiomycota; Agaricomycetes; Agaricales; Marasmiaceae
Exons: 17
Coding region: 439-2124 (561 amino acids)
Source: RefSeq, a predicted model, not a curated record
CUGCCUUGAACCUGCACCACGACUACCGACGGCGAGAAGACAAGCGCUCUUCGACUUCUUCGUAUUCCAGUCCCUCUUGGGUUUUUGUAAAGGUCCUUCAAUGGUUCUGGGACUCUUGGACGGCCUCGUCAAACCCGCAACCAAUCCAAACUGGAACUUGAACCAAACUUGAGCUCGAACCUCCCGGGGACUGGGCCUGGCAUUCAGACAGAAAUACUACGACGGCAAUAAACGGCUGAUCUUGGACUGGUUCCUCACUUGGAUACGCUAAAUCACACUGACCUUGGGAAAACUGCCGAGCUUUGACAUAGGGUACCCACAGCAGCUUGCCUCAUCUAGAGCGCCACUAAGAUCUCGAUGACAACAAGGCUGCCGAAACCGGAUAAGUACUAGCAACUACACGGGCACGACAACGCAUUUUCCCUUAUAAAGUGGGAGAUGCAUUCCCAAAAUACUUCAAGAGAGUUAGAUUCCCUUCCUAGCUUUUUGGCCAUGUAUCUCGGGUUAUGGACUGUCGCCUUACAGGCAGCCGUCGUCUUCGCUUCUCCUCUUACAGAUCCAACAGUCCAGCUUGACUCCGCUACAGUCACUGGCACGCUAUCCAAAGGAGUCUCAAGCUUCUUAGGGAUACCUUUCGCCAAACCACCGACUGGGGACAGACGAUUCCGUCUUCCCGAACCAAUCGACCCAUAUUCGACUUCCUUUAGCGCGACUUCUAUGGGUCCAGCCUGUCCUCAGCAACCGGCAAAACUCCCUAUUCUCACUGGACUCCCUGCGGAGGUAGCCAAUGCCGUCGAGGGUUCGAUAUUUCAAGUUUUAUUCCCAGACGACGAAGACUGUCUGACUAUCAAUAUCAUCAAACCUGCCGAUGCAACUCCCACCUCGGAACUUCCCGUCGUUGCGUGGAUAUUCGGUGGUGGAUUUGAGGUGGGAUCUACCCAGAUGUAUGACGGUAAAGGCAUUGUAGAGCGGUCAAUUUCACUCGGUCAACCGGUCAUUUAUGUUUCAAUGAAUUACCGGGUAACUGCUUUCGGUUUCUUGGCUAGUAAGGAGGUAAAGGAAGCAGGAGUCGGUAAUUUAGGGCUCCAGGAUCAGCGUGAGGCACUCAGAUGGAUACAAAAAUACAUUGGCGCUUUUGGUGGUGAUCCCACGAAGGUUACCAUCUGGGGUGAAUCCUCAGGAGCCAUCUCCGUCUCCCUUCAGAUGCUUGCCGAUGGAGGAGAUACCAAGGGACUCUUCCGCGCUGCUUUCAUGCAAUCAGGAUCUCCCAUCCCAGUUGGAGAUAUCACAAACGGCCAAAAGUACUACGACGCGCUCGUUCAGGAGACCGGAUGCGCAGGGUCUUCGGAUACACUCUCCUGCUUGCGAACAGUCCCGUUCGCAACACUCAAGGCUGCCAUUAACGAGUCUCCCGGGAUUUUCGCCUACCAGUCAUUGAAUCUAGCAUGGCUACCUCGAACGGAUGGUGUUUUCCUUUCUGACACUCCGCAAAAGCUGGUUCAACAAGGAAAAGUUGCCAAGAUCCCCAUUGUGAGCGGUGAUUGUGAUGACGAAGGAACCCUCUUCUCCCUCUCGACCCUCAACGUGACAACUGAGAGCCAAAUUCGCACGUAUGUGAAGACGGAAUUCCUUCCAACCAUUUCGGAUGCCGAUUUGGAUACCCUACUGAAGGCGUACCCAGAGGAUCCCUUGCAGGGCUCACCCUACGACACGGGGAUUUUUAACAUCUUGAGUUUCCAAUUCAAACGAGUCGCGUCUGUCUUGGGUGAUGCGGUGUUCCAAGCACCUAGAAGAUUCCUCCUGAGUAAUCUCAGUGGAAAACAGAAAAUAUGGUCGUUCUUGAGUAAACGAGGCAAAUCCCUGCCGUUCUUGGGUGCUUUUCAUGCAACUGACCUACUUAACGUAUACGGCGGGGGUGAACUGGCAGACUACCUUAUCCGCUUCGCUACCAACCUGGACCCUAAUGGUUCUGGAUCAACCUCAUGGCCAGAGUACACUACAGCGUCUCCGACUCUUUUGACGUUCGUGGACAGCAUCUUUUUCCCGGUACAAAUUACGCACGACACGUACAGGAAGGAUGCCAUGGAUGCGCUAACUAAGAUUACCCUGGAGAACCCAGUGUAACUUCGAAAUGAAGUGAUUCAAAUGGUGUCGGUCGUUUUGAUAUUUCUCUCUUUUAGAUCACAUUACUGUGCUCCCGUUCGUUCUGGUAUUCUUAUAUUGCUUGAUACCGUGGUCAUGCCUCCGCCAAUAAGUUACAAUUAUUUAGGGUAGGAAUAAUAAGAAAAAGAUUUGAUUCACUG